Messenger RNA from Leishmania braziliensis MHOM/BR/75/M2904, 438 nucleotides. RefSeq lists its product as hypothetical. The record is from RefSeq and is a predicted model, not a curated record. The transcript has a single exon. NCBI's taxonomy places the organism in Eukaryota, Euglenozoa, Kinetoplastea, Trypanosomatida, Trypanosomatidae. The coding region runs from base 1 to 438 and encodes 145 amino acids.
AUGUCCGGGCUUGAAAAAAGCGAUAUCAUCUCCACCCCGAUGCCGUUCCCCACGAUCCCCGUCAAGGGAGUGCCGCAAAGCGAGCGCUCAUGGGUGGAGAACAACUGGUGGGUGCUGCUCAUAAUUGAGUGCCUUGUCCUCUUCGCCGUCUUCAUGGCCCUGCUUGUCUACUAUCUUUUCUACGUCCGUACCCCAGGGAAGCGCCUGCUCGACGACAAGGUGGAUAACGAUGGUCUUAGUCAUUACGGCAGUGAGCUCAGCAGUUGCUCUAGCAGCGUCGAGUUGACGUACAUUAGCAGCAGCACCUACAAGCGCGGCUUUGCGGAGAAUGCGGUUGGUGGUACGGUAGGUGGCAGGAAGUCGCACAGGCCGACGUUGGAGGUCUUACCCCUGCCAAGCCAGCACAGCAAAGCUGCGUACAGUCCUAAGUGUGACUAA